This is a messenger RNA of Tachysurus vachellii, 4308 nucleotides long. Its product is annotated as von Willebrand factor A domain-containing protein 5A-like. Bases 289 to 2667 code for a protein of 792 amino acids. Lineage: Eukaryota; Metazoa; Chordata; Actinopteri; Siluriformes; Bagridae. The record is from RefSeq and is a predicted model, not a curated record. The transcript has 21 exons.
CUCCAGUAGGAAGUCAGGCUGCAGUCCAGCGUUUUCCGUAAAGUCUCUUCAAGCUUGUGACGGACAAAAUUCCCGUCUGCAGCUUUAAUUUCACCCUGCUGUAGGUGUCUACUGACGGGAAACUGUUAGCUAUUUCUGCUCUUUAACUGUCAGUUUCGUGUUAAUGUUUAUUCGUUUUUCGUACGUGAGAUACUCGGCGUGUAAUUUAAUCUAAUUCCACGUUGAUAAAUAGGUUUAUUUUUAGGGAUUUAACCUCAGAAGUGUGUAAAGAUUCACAAGAGCAACAAAAUGAACUGUGGCCUGCUGACAAACAAGAAUGAACCAGUUCCACUAAAGAACAUCGAGGUGGAUCUGCAGGUUCAGGGGCAUGUAGCGACAGUGACCUCCACCCUGAAGUAUAUAAAUGAGGAAGAUAACACCCUGGAAGCAGUGUUUGUCUUCCCCAUGCCUUCAGGAGCUGCUCUCUGCCAUUUCAGUGCCAAGAUUGCAGAUCAGGAGAUAGUGGCUGAGGUGCAGGAGAAACAGGAGGCGCGGGAGCAGUACGAUGAUGCACUGAGUUCAGGUGAACAGGCGUUUCUGCUGGAGGAGAGUGAGGAGUCUGCGGACGUGUUCAGGCUCAGUGUGGGCUCUCUGCCUCCACACCAGAGUGCCGCUGUCACCUUCAUCUAUAUCAUUGAACUGAGUGUGCAGGCUGACCAUUCACUGCAGUUCUGUCUGCCUGCAGUACUCAACCCUCGCUACACACCAGCUGGUACAGGGGGUGGUAUAGUGUCAGAGAUAACAUCAAGUUCUACUGGUAUCCCCUACUCCCUCUCUUUUACUGCACAUAUAAACUCUCCAAACCCCAUCACUAAAGUGGAGUCCAAAUGUCCUCUAGAGCCUCUGAUGUUCCUCAACACAGACCACACCAAGGCAAAGGUAGGUCUUGGUGCAGGUCACAUGUUUGAUCGAGAUGUCGAGUUGUAUCUAUAUUAUCAGAAUCCCCAUCAGCUCACUGCUAUAGUGGAGGCUGGAGCUCCUGCAGCAGAGUCAGGAUCUCUCAUGGGAGAUCCAGUGGUCAUGGUCAGUUUCUAUCCAGAGUUCCCUGAGUCAGUGAUGUCCUCCAUGUCGACGUGUGGUGAGUUUGUGUUUGUUAUGGACAGAUCUGGCAGUAUGUCCUGUAGCAUGCAUAAUGGACCAGGUGCACAGGGACGCAUCGACUGUGCCAGGGACACUCUUCUCCUGCUACUGAAGAGUCUCCCCAUGGACUGUUACUUCAACAUCUAUGGCUUUGGCUCUCAUUAUAGUUCCUUCUUCCCUCAAAGUGUGCAGUACAAUCAGGACACUAUGGAGCAGGCGGUGCAGAAGGUAAAGGAGAUGCAAGCAGACAUGGGGGGCACAGAGAUUCUGCCAGCUUUGGAACACAUUUACAAGCAACCUUGCAUCUCCAACCACCCAAGACAGCUCUUCAUAUUUACAGAUGGUGAAGUAGGAAACACCAAAGAUGUUCUUCACUGUGUCAAGAGCAAUGCUGAUCUCCACAGAUGCUUCUCAUUUGGGAUUGGUGAAGGUGCAAGUUCUGAACUCAUUACAGGAUUGGCUGAGAACAGCUGUGGCCACGCCCAGUUCAUCACAGGAACUGAUCGCAUGCAGGCCAAAGUAAUGCAGUCUCUUCGCUAUGCUUUACAACCAGCAGUGACUGAUAUCACUGAGGACUGGUUUGGAUUGUCUUUCUCUCAUCUGAGCCCCCAAAUUAAAUCACUGUUCCAUGGUCAAAGAGCACUGAUUUAUGCCCAGUUGAAAGGAAAGGAAUGUCAGAACCCAGAUGCUAAGGGAAAAAUAUCAGUGCAGUAUCGCUUAGGGGGUCAAGAGGUCACAAACAGUGUUGACUUCUUCCUGAAGCCUGUCGAGAACACAGGGAUGGCCAUCCACAGGCUUGGUGCUCGCUCUCUGAUCCGUUCUCUGGAAAGAGACGAGAGGGUUGAUGGAGCUGAUAAAGAUGCUCUUAAGGCCAGAGUGGUGAAACUGAGUAAGCAGUGUGGAGUGAGCAGCUCACACACAGCCUUCAUAGCUGUUCAUAAGGGCAACAAACAAGCUGUGAAGGGGCCACUGGUGAAGAGGAGAAUUCAUACCCCGAUGCUGAUGGCGUGUCCAAUGAUGUAUUGUUUUGCGUCUCUUCAUGCACCACCGGAUGUUAUGCUCUGUCAACAAUCCCUUGCGUUUGCUCCACCAAUGCCAAUGCUUGGUGUGCCCUGUGCAGACUCCCUUGCGUUUCCUGGUGCAGCAAUGUGUGACAUGUUCGGUACAGACUCCCUUGGUGAUGCAGGAUCUGACACAAGCCCAGAAACUUCAGGGACUCCAAAGGACUUACUGAUGGAGCUCAUCUCUCUCCAGAAGGCUUCAGGUUGCUGGGAAAUUGGGUCUUCACUUGCAGAGGUGUUUGGGAGAACAGAAAAAGAGCUGAUCGAGAAGAUUCCUGCACAGGUGAAGCCAGAUGUCUGGGCUACACUUCUUGCAUUGAUUUGGUUGCACGGCUUUAAGAUCGAUGCUCAGGUUGAGUGGCAGUUUUUGGCCAUGAAGGCAGUGUCAUGGAUCCGCAGUCAGAAAGUGGUCAACCACUCAGAGUGUAUACAGGCAGGAAACUCUUUGCUGGGCUGUCAGGUUACAGAAGAUGCUCUUGGCCUCUGAACUCUUUCAUCCCACAGCAGCCACGAGAAAGUCUUAUUCUUUAAAAAAAAAAAAAAAAAAGCUUUCAUUAGCCUGAUUAUCUCUAUAAAUGUAUUGCAACAGCAAGGCAGGUUUUAUUGUUUUUUCUAUUUGGAUUUGAGAUCAAAAAAUGUAUGAGACAAUAGAUCAGAAUUACAGCUUUAAAUCCCUGAUAUGUCCAUUUACAUCUAGCUUAGAACAUGCUCCUUUUGUUUGAACACAUCCAUUUAUUAACUGAUCAAAAAUAUUGGCACAUGUAACUUUCACGCGUUUUGCAUUGCCCAGUUAGUUAAUAGUACUGAAUAUCUACUCUUGCUUUGAAAACCAGAGAGCUGUCAAUGGGAGAAAAGCAAACUAUUUUGAAUCUGAGAAUAGAGGGAAACAGAUCAGAGCCAUUGCACUAGCGUUGGGCAUAGCAAAUAAAACAAUAUAGAAUGUCCGGAAAAAGUAACCAUUGAUGUACUAACAAGCAGAUGUUCAACAAAUGGGCCAAAGAAAACAACAGUAUUUUAGAAGAGUUAUGAUGAAAAACCCAAAUAUGACAGUCAGUGAUGUCUGUUCACGGGGCAGGUGUGAAUGUAUACCACAAGAUCUAAACAUCUUAUAAGCAGUAAGGAUCAGAAGGUCAGAUUGAAAUUCAAAAAGAAGUAAAGAGAUAAGUCAAGUUCUGAUGCAGUUAUUGCAAAUAAGGGCUAUUUACAUUUACAUUUACAGCAUUUGGCAGACGCCCUUAUCCAGAGCAACGUACAUAAGUGCUUAAGUCUCUAGCAUUGAAUACAUUAAUGCUGGCUCACAAGGUUACAUUCUUAAGAUACCAUGAGUUUAAAACAUUUGUUCAAAGUUACAGUGAAAAAGUGUCAGGUCUUUUUUAAUUUUUAAAAUUUUUUUUUAAAAAUAAUGCAAAAGAUAGGGAAAGAAGUGCUAGUUGAAGUGUUUCCUAAAUAAGUAGGUCUUCAACCGCCGUUUGAAAAUAGCCAGUGACUCAGUUGUCCGGACCUCUAGAAGAAGAGAAGAGUCUUGAAGUAACCAAAUAUUAAGUGUUAUUUACUUUCGUUAUUUAAAGACAGUUUUUGACCUGUUAUUAUACUUUUCCUCACAUAAUUGGGUGGUCUGCCACCAAAGGUGUUGUGUUAUUGAGUUUAACACAUCUAGAUGUAAAUGUCAUUAAAUAAAAGCUGAAAUUCUGAUCUAUUAUCUUAUCGUAUUCCAUUAAUAACAAAAACAAGAAUACAAAAAAAGAGAAUUUGCCUUACUGUACAGAACUUUUGAAUAUCUUUGCACAGAUUUGUUUGUCAAUUGCAAAGAAUUCAGUUAAAAUACAACAGUGACAUUAUGUUUAUAAAAUCUUUCCUUUAGUUCAGGUUUUAGUUUAACAUGCACUGAUGUUAUCCAACAAUUUCCAGAUGUAUAAAAUUUAAAAUAGUUAAUGACAACAACAAUAUUGAAGUGAGGGAGUGACAGGAGAAAGAGGGCUGGGCUUUUACUAUAUACUUUACUUUUAUUAUAUCUGCUAGCUAAAAUACUGUAUGUUUGCUUUACUUAAAUCUUACUUUUUAAGAGCUUAUUAUGAGAACGGAUACAUUCUGUUAAUUGGUAAUCAUCUUAAUAAAACUUAUCUGUGCA